Molecule: messenger RNA, 2808 nt
Organism: Ogataea philodendri
Lineage: Eukaryota; Fungi; Ascomycota; Pichiomycetes; Pichiales; Pichiaceae
Exons: 2
Coding region: 1-2808 (935 amino acids)
Biological process (GO): intracellular protein transport; Golgi to vacuole transport; receptor-mediated endocytosis
Cellular component (GO): Golgi apparatus; AP-1 adaptor complex; membrane coat
Molecular function (GO): clathrin-cargo adaptor activity
Source: RefSeq, a predicted model, not a curated record
AUGUCUCUCAAGUCCUUCAUCAAGUCGGUGCGCAACAGCAAGACAAUUGCGGCCGAGCGUGCUGCCAUUCGCAAAGAGAGUGCAAAGAUAAGAACAGCGUUCAGAGAUGUUCAUCUGGACAACGAUGCGCGUAGUUCCAACAUCUCCAAACUCCUUUACCUGUACAUUUUGGGCGAGCCAACGUAUUUCGGACAGGUUGAGUGUCUCAAGCUGCUUGCGUCGCCCAAGUUUGCGAACAAGCGACUGGGUUACCUUGCGACGAUGCUGAUUCUCGACGAAAACCAGGAAGUUUUGACUUUAUUGACUAAUUCUCUGGACAAUGACAUGAAGAGCACCAACCAGUACAUUGCCGGUUUGGCGUUGGUGACUUUGGGAAACAUCGCGUCUCCGGAACUUGCAAGAGACCUGUACAGCAACGUCAACACUUUGCUCCAGUCCCAGCACUCUUAUUUGCGUAAGAAGGCAGCCAUUGUUGCUGCUAAGCUUGUUGAUAAGGAUCCCGAUCUCAGCGAAAUCUUCCUCCCAAGAGUGGCCCCAUUGCUUUCCGAGAAGAGCCACGGUGUGGUUCUUGGUGCCUUGCAGCUGAUGCGCUCGAUCUACAACAACGACGAGAGUUCAAGAGAGACUUUGAAAGGGCAGAUCCCGCGUGUUUUGUCACACCUUCGUCUUUUAACCUCCACGGGACAUUCUCCCGAGUACGACGUCAAAGGUGUUCCGGACCCUUUCCUGUUUGUUUCUCUGUUGCACACUUUACGUUUGCUGUUGGCUAAUGACGACCACAACCCAAACUUGGAGCCGUUGAACGACUUGUUGACCCAGGUUUGUUCCAGGAUCGAUAGCGCAAAGGGUUCCGGUUACUCUGUUCUGUACGAGACGGUGCAGACAAUCUUCAUGGUGAACUCGGACUCGUCGCUCAAGGUGCUGGGUAUCAACAUUCUGAGCAAGUUCCUCACACAGAAAGAUAAUAAUACACGGUAUGUGGCCUUGAACACGCUGCUGAACGUGAUGAACUACGAGCCUCUGGCCGUUCAGCGGCACAGAGCCACCAUUGUGGGCUGUUUACAGGAUGGGGAUAUCUCGAUCCGGCGUAGAGCGUUGGAACUCACGUUUGCAAUCAUGAACCAGCAAAACGUUCGCAUCCUGACGAAGACUCUGCUUGACUUCUUGCAAACUGCAGACGACGAGUUGAAAGAGUACAUUACUACACAGCUCUGCAUCGCUUGCAACAAGUACAGACCGGACCUGAAAUGGCAUUUCGAGACUUUGAUUAGUUUGCUCAAGACUGCCGGCAACCAUUUCUCAAAAGACAUUCUGUCCAGCAUUCUUGCCCUGGUGAUGCAAAACACAGACGCAGAAUUGACGCGGUUCCUUGUUGUGGAGCUGAUCAGCUCGAGUCAGUCGGCAUACAACGAGUUUGCCCUGGCUUUGGUGACUACGUGGUGUAUUGGCGAGUACGCCGACCUGGUGUUGGGCCAGACCCACGGCGAAAAGACCAUAACUGAAGAGUCGCUCGUGAACCUGAUAGAAACAUACCUGAGCAUUUCCACGUUUGACCAGGCCGAUUUCACCCAGAUGAAAGUUUACGCGUUGACCGCACUGCUGAAAUUAUCUGCCAAACUCAAUUCUGCUACGUGCAUCGAGAGACUGAGAAAGCUGCUGAUCUCGUUCCAGUCCGACCUGAACUUGGAGAUCCAAACUAGAGCCAUUGAGUACUCGGAGAUCUUUGGCCAGCCAGCGUCCAUCAAAAGGGCCCUGCUCGAGAGAAUGCCUCCGCCACCGGUGAAACUGCACGAGGGAAUCCCACUGGUCAACAGGGCUGCAGCAUCGAAAUCGGCCAAAACGUCCGGAAACCAGCCUGCAACUUCUGGAGAUCUGUUGCUGGACUUACUGGGCGACGACGACCAGCCAGUCGCUGCUGCUGCCACGUCCGCAUCUACGUCUUCCAAGCCACAGGAGUCGACACUGGACUUGCUCUCGGACAUAUUUGGAUCUGCGCCUGCGCUUACGGAACAGCCGCAGCAUCAAACAGCAGAAGUUUUACCAACGCGCGAACCUGUGCCCGAAACAAUUGUUCCUGCAUUCAAGGAUGAAAACGUUUCAUUUGACAUUGUGGUGAAACAAAUUGGCCAGGGAAGCGCGAAUUUGGAAGGCCGCGUGAGCAACGUUGGUGCUACAGAGAUCACAAACAUCACCGUGCUGUGCGCUGUCACCAAGCAGCAGAAACUGCAGCUUUCGCAGAUCGGCAACAACACCCUUGCACCAGGAGCCACAUCGUCGCUGGGGAUCAAGAUUACAGGAGGCGUUGGAGCAAAGGUGAAAAUUAGAGUCAAGCUGGACUACACUGGCACCGAGCGGGGCUUUAAAGUUUUGGAUCAAUUCGAGCAACAAUUUAAAUUGCCUCGUUCCUAUGCCGUUCUUGGUGGCGGAGGUUUCUACCUUCUGCUCGUUUUCCUCAAUUUCGGAGGAAUUGGCCAAUUGCUGUCCAACUUGGCCGGAUUCGCCUACCCUGGUUACCUGUCUCUCAAGGCCUUAAAGACUAGCACCUCUACAGACGACACUAGACUGUUGACUUACUGGGUUGUUUUCGCGGCCUUGAACGUUGUGGAGUUCUGGUCCAAGGCUAUCCUCUACUGGAUCCCAUCAUACUUCUUGAUCAAGACCUUGUUCUUGCUCUAUCUGUCUGUUCCUUCGUACAAUGGAGCAGAACUCGUGUACAGCAGAGUCCUUCGUCCAUUGACCGACCGUUACAUCGGCGCCCAGGACCCAGCCGCAGAGCUCUUGAACAAGGUCCACGAGAAGGCUAACUAA